CUGCUAUUACUGCUUUUGAAACCGCACAAUCGCUUAGUAUACUCUAUAAGGUAUUUACGGUCUUAUAUAGGAUCCUAGAUAGCACACUUUUGCAAGAAUUAGAGACCUCAACCAUAUACGCUUGAUACGUACUUUCAACCCUGACUAAGCCACAUUUCCGACAGUUGGUUAUUGAAACGGAUAAACCAAUAAGGUCCAAGGAAUAGAUGGUCCUGGGCGCAAUGCACUCUGCUGGGCGGCCGCUCGAGGUAAGGAAGCUGCGUUUCAGCUGCUGUUGCAAACCCGCGGGAUGGGAUGGGACAAUUCAGACUAUAUGGGAAGAACUGCAUUAUUCCAUGCCGCUGUUAGGGGUUAUGAGGGCUUCUUCCAACAACUCCGAAUGCAGGGCAGUGAUAUUCAUCGACAAGAUCGAUUUGGGCUGACCCCUUGUUUGUGGCCGUCCUACUCGGCCAUAAAAAUUUGGUCCAGCAAAUACUUAGCCAUAAACCGCUUGCACAGAAGCCUCGGGACCGGUUUGGCAGGAGUCUGUCGUGGUGGAUGCAAGAAACGGGCAAUACCUGGAUGCGAGACUUCCUGGUUGAAUACGGUAUGCAGCUGGGAGAUGCACAUGACCAGUUGCAUCACAUAUUUCUAAGAGAGGCGUCGGUAGCUUGUGAUGUCUGUACACUCCCCUUUUCUCGAGAAGACCGAGGUGUUGAAUGUGGUUCUGGAUGCGCGAAGUACAGAAUCUGCCAUGCUUGCUGUCACUUUGGCGCAAAUAUGGACUUUGCGAAG
Aspergillus ruber CBS 135680 is the source of this 774-nucleotide messenger RNA. RefSeq lists its product as uncharacterized. The transcript has a single exon. Lineage: Eukaryota; Fungi; Ascomycota; Eurotiomycetes; Eurotiales; Aspergillaceae. The record is from RefSeq and is a predicted model, not a curated record. The coding region runs from base 290 to 634 and encodes 114 amino acids.